GCUGUGUAAAGCUCGCCUAACAAAGCAGUUUUCGUCUAAAGGAACCAUAACCUGUAAUGACUUCGGACUCGCGCAGUGUCGUAAGUUACUACUCGUUAUUCUUGACAGAUUUGUUAUGGCAGAUUCUAUUUAAUGUCGUAAUUUUUUCCAAUUUUCCUUAUUGUAAAUGAAUGCAACAGAUGCUUCGCGAGGUUUUAGGCGACGUAUAAUGAUGCGUUAUUUAGUUUUUUUAAUUUAACUCAUUGAACGGGUGACGUGCGAGGAUUUUAAAGAUCGAGCUAUUUUUAGUUUUGUUGUGUAGGUAUGAAUUUGCUAAACAGGUCAUGAUAACAAAGAAUUCGUAGAAAUUUCCAAUAAAAUGAAUUCGAGGCCCAAGUCCGUGUUCUGGGCCCUCUAUGACCGGCCUUGCCAAAUAAAAUCAAACACCAGCCUUUUGUACAAUAUAACUAAAGACGAUGAAAGCUUUGUGCAGCGUUUGGGCCUUCUAAAACGGCUCCCGAUACAUCAGGGCUGUGUCAAUACAAUCUGCUGGAAUGAUUCUGGUGAAUAUUUGUUAUCUGGGUCCGAUGAUCAAAAUUUGGUUAUAACUAAUGGACAUACUUAUGAAGUGAAGACCAAAUACACAACUAGUCAUCAUGCAAAUAUAUUUAGUGCUAAAUUUUUGCCUUGUUCAGGGGAUAAGAGGAUUAUUUCAUGUUCAGGGGAUGGGUGUAUUUUGCACACAGAUUUGGAUAGACCGAAAGAUAGUUACCACGACCAAUUAACUUGUCAUGGUGGAACAACAACCUACGAAGUGGUAACCAUCCCGAAUGAUCCAAACACGUUUUUUAGUUGUGGGGAAGAUGGGACUGUCCGUUGGUUUGAUUUAAGAACAAAAACAAGUUGUCGCAAACAAAACUGCCAGGAAGACAUUUUGAUCAAAAUACCGCCAGCCGUCACAUCUUUGGCCAUAAGUCCCACAGCUUCGCAUCAAUUAGCCUUAGGAUGUGCAGACUCCACUGUUCGGUUGUACGAUAGGAGGUUUUUAACUCACGGAGGAGAUUCAUUGGCGUUGCCUUUUUGUAAUUUUGUCGCUCCCCAUUUCGACCGUUACUAUAGAAUUACUUCAUUGAGUUACAGUUUGGAUGGACAAGACAUGUUAGUCAGUUAUUCUUCGGAUUACCUUUAUUUAUUUAAUGUACAAGAAAGUCACACUACGGAACUAAAAAAACCGGUAAAAAAAGUGUCCAAAUGGAGCAAAGUCAGGGAGGCUAGCGGUCAUAGAGCGAGAUUUUCACCGCCACCUGUUAGGCGGCUCAGGUUGAGAGGCGAUUGGUCGGACACCGGCCCUGACGCGCGACCUGAACGCGACGCACCUACCACAACAGGUAUGGGUCAGGCAAGACCCCAGUUGCAGGCGACUUUAAUGCAGCGAAUGACGGACGUUUUGUCUAGAAUGUUGAAUGAUCCUAGAACGAGGGCGGCCCUGAGUGCCGGAGGUGAGGAUUCUGUCGACCACGAAAAUCGCGAAGCGCCGGAAAUGAUCGAUCAAAACCAGAAUCAAAAUAGAGACGAUAACGAUGUCGAUAUGGAAGGGCAAGAUCUAAACGAAAGUUCAAAUCAAGUUUUCUCCGACUCCGAAAUGUCUCCUUCCUCCUCGAACGUGCAUCUGCCACGCUCGAAUUCCGGUUCAAAUUUGCACACGCACCUCUCCACGUUGCGCCAUCUGCGCGAAGGUUUUAUUGAACAGCACGGCUCCGAACCUUCGGUUAGUUUUCGCUACUCGCAGCAGAGCACUUCGAAUUCCACCAUCAGUUUAAGAGCAGGCGGGGAAAUUAACGGGAAUUACGACGAUGGAGGGGAGGCUACUACCUCCGGUGAGGGGCAAAUGCCGCUGGAAAGUCAGGAUGUUGACUUACAGGAGUUUGAGGAUGAUAUAAAUGCGGUUUCGGAAAGAAAUAAGACUGAUGAUAAGAGAGCAACUUUUGAGGCGGAAAUGAAACAGAAGUAUUUGGGACACAGAAAUGCAAGAACCAUGAUCAAAGAGGCUACGUUCUGGGGCAACGACUACGUGAUGUCGGGGUCGGACUGCGGCCACGUGUUCAUCUGGAACCGGCACACGGCCGAACUGAAGAUGCUCCUCCAAGCCGACCAGCACGUCGUCAAUUGCUUGCAGCCGCAUCCGACGUUGCCGUUGCUGGCCACCAGCGGCAUCGACAAUGACGUGAAGUUGUGGGCGCCCGUGCUGGACGAGAACAAUUUCGACAAGGAGGCCGCCGAAGUGUUGAUAAAUCGCAACGCCAUAAUGCUGGAAGAGACCAGGGACACCAUAACAGUGCCGGCCGCUUUUAUGAUUCGCAUGUUGGCAUGCCUGAACCAGAUUCGCAGGGGCGUGCGAGGGGGCAGGUCCUCCUCCCGCUUCCAGGGACAAAACGACUGACUCAACCAAUCAGCUAACUAAACUAACGAACAUUUAUUUAUUAUUAUCAUUACCUACCUACAUAAUAUUAUAUAUUUUAUUGUUUCCUUCUUUCCUAGUAAAUCAAUUAUUUUACAGUCAUUUGAUUGCAUAAAUUAUCGUUUAUUAUUGAUAUGUGAACAUUAGGG
Molecule: messenger RNA, 2586 nt
Organism: Brassicogethes aeneus
Lineage: Eukaryota; Metazoa; Arthropoda; Insecta; Coleoptera; Nitidulidae
Source: the annotation of a GenBank genome assembly